CAUAUAUAGAUGUUCUAUGAAGGCAGGGUUUAGGAAUGAGGAGUGGUUCACUCGUAAUGGGAAAAACGAUGUAAAAAAUAGUGUUCGUGAAACACGGGAUUUGAUGUAGAGUGAACGAGGAGAUGAGGGCGUGCGUGUGUGUGUGUGUGUGAGAGAGAGAGUGAGUGUGGGGCGGUUGGGGGUUAAUAAGUAACAAAGGUUCCAAGGUUCACAUACACGCAUGGGACUCUGGGAAUUAAACAGGAACACAGGAAGAGACAGAAAUACCUGUUGUGCUCUUUUUUGAUCCAGUGUUUUCGAGACUUUGUGUGUGUGUGUGGGUUGAUGGGUAAGGUGCAGGUGGGAGUCGGGUCGUUCGCCCGGAGGCCCGAUAACUCAGCCUUUAAACAACAAAGGCUGCCGGCGUGGUCUCCCUCCCUCGCGCCACACACCGUGCUGCCGAUCUUCUACUCCCUCUCUCUGGUGUGUGUGCUGCUUGGCGUCUGGCUCCUCAUAACAGUCCAGAACACGUAUCAGCUGAAGGUUGACUACACAGACGCUGGUACGUGUGACCACUGCUUAGAGAUGCGCAAAUAUCCCACCAACGCCACUGCCAAGUGUAACUGUGUUGUCAACUUCAGUGUCCCAAAGACCUUCCUGGGGGAUGUCUUCUUCUACUAUGGCCUGAUUAAUUUCCACCAGAACCUGCGCAGGUACAUGGACUCCCGCGAUGAUGCCCAGCUGGUCGGGAGGAAGAAUAGCCUGAAGGCCCCCAGUUCGUACUGUGAGCCGUUUGCUUAUGAUACAAAUGGCGUGCCUAUUGCCCCCUGUGGUGCGGUGGCGAACAGCAUGUUUAACGACUCGUUUGCGCUGCUGUACCAUCAGUCUGUUAGUCCCGAAAUCCCCGUUCCGCUCCUCAGAAAGGGCAUCACCUGGUACACGGACAAAAACGUCAAGUUCCACAAUCCCCAAACAAACUCCACACUCCAGCAGGCCUUCGAAGGUACUGCUCGGCCGUUGUACUGGCAGCAGCCGGUGUACGACCUUGACCCUACCGAUCCCAACAACAACGGCUUCGUCAACGACGAUCUGAUCGUGUGGAUGAGAGAAGCGGCCUUCCCCAACUUCAAAAAGCUCUACGGCAUUCUCAACCGCGCUCAUGCAACCUUCUCACAUGGCCUGCCUGCUGGCAACUACAGCGUCAUCAUCUCCUACAAUUUCCCUGUGCAGUACUUCCAGGGCAGGAAGGAACUCGUGCUUACCACGGUGACGUGGUUCGGUGGUCAGAAUCCCUUCCUGCCCAUCGCGUACCUGGUGAGCGGAAGCGUAAUCUUCGUCGCAGCGGUCGUUCUAACCGCGGUGUACGUCAAGGUGGGCCGAGACGGCAAGAACAUGGAGGAGUGAUGGAGCAGACGGAGGAUCGUGGACGAUCGUGCAUCCUCCGAAGCCUAAAUCCAUUUUAUUCGUAUCGUUACUGUGAAGGACGGAUACGCGAGACGUGUCGACCCUGCACUGAGAAUCCUCUCCAC
Molecule: messenger RNA, 1508 nt
Organism: Ictalurus furcatus (blue catfish)
Lineage: Eukaryota; Metazoa; Chordata; Actinopteri; Siluriformes; Ictaluridae
Gene: cdc50c
Product: transmembrane protein 30C
Exons: 7
Coding region: 325-1383 (352 amino acids)
Biological process (GO): phospholipid translocation
Cellular component (GO): endoplasmic reticulum; plasma membrane; Golgi apparatus
Source: RefSeq, a predicted model, not a curated record